GCUGUCAAUCAAAGGUUGCUCGAGGGUCUGCUGUGCAGUCUCAGCGGAGUCAUUGGAAAUGGUUGUAGCAUCGCGAAAUUAACUCUGAGGAACCCGAGGCAAACGCAGCCACACGAGUACUUUGCCUUUUAGUUCAACUACUUUGAUACUUGGCUAGGGCUGAGCCCGAGUUCUCCGGUUCAAUUACUCGCUUCCAAUCGCACUGUUCUGAGAUGGUGCUGAAACGGGCUGACUGGAACCUGUGGAUUGCCUGUCUUUGCAUAGUUUGUUUCCAAGGUUGGGUGGAGCUGUUAGAAGUUACUGUGGGUAGUACGAGUGUAAAGGUUGCCAGAGGUCAAACAGCAGUACUACCAUGUACCUUCAAAACGAAUGCGGCGUUGACUCAGCUGAACGUCAUCUGGACUGUGACACCUCGAUCCAAUGCCAAUCAGCCAGAACAGGUAAUUUUGUACCAGGGAGGUCAGGUAAUCAGUGGGGCCAGCCACUUUAAUUCCCGUGUGGGAUUUGUCAUCACCAUGCCCAGCCUGAGUGCCUCCAUCUUCAUUAAUAACAGUCAAUUAUCAGACACGGGGACAUACCAGUGUUUGGUGAACAAUCCACCUGACCGAGGAGAAAGGAACAUAGGUGUCCUUGGACUGUCUGUUCUAGUUCCACCCGCUAUCCCAUUGUGCCGGCUUCAAGGAGCUGUUGCUGUUGGAAACGAUGUCACUCUGACUUGUAGUUCAGAAGAAGGUCUCCCGCUCCCAACAUAUUCCUGGGAAAAGCUUGAUUCAAUUGCUAAACUGCCACCAAUGUCAGUAGAGGAUAAGAUGCAGGGGACACUGAUCCUCCGGAAUAUCAGCACAGCCAUAAAUGGCUUAUACCAAUGUACGGUUACUAACGUAAUGGGAUCCCACAACUGUGCCAUUGACCUCCAGGUUAUUGAACCACAACUUCAGCAUGUUGGAAUCAUAGCUGGAGCUGUGAUUACGGGAAUCCUGGUGCUUCUGCUCGGCAUAAUUUUUGUUAUUGUCAUUCUUUUCUACCGGAGAAGUAAAAACAAGUAUGAAGAGGAAGAAAUUCCUAAUGAGAUACGGGAAGAUGACAUCCCACCAUCAUCAUCCAUCAAAGGCUUCCAUCCGGAUGGUUCCUCUGAAAAUGAUACCCUUGCUUCAGCAAACACAUACAGUGCCCACUACUGGCAAAGAAAAAAUCCCACCUAUGAGUCAAAUAUGUUUAAUCGAUAUAAUGGUCACAUGCACCACUCCAUUACUAUGUCAUCUGGUCAACCACAGAGUCGUCCACUGUACAUGAAUGGAAGCCACCACACCAUACCAAAGACAGCAGUCAUUACCACAAGUUCAUCUCCGUCUUCACAAAACUUAGCAAGGUACAAUGACUCACUUGGUCGUAAAACACCUCCACUGCUCCCGCACUCCUAUACUGUGAGUCAUGCAAAUCUUCAGCGAAUGGGUGGCAUACCGGUCAUGAUACCUGCACAGAAUAGGGCAGGAUCACUGGUGUAAAUAACAACAUUUCACAGAUAGAAGACAUUACCUGUGAGCUAAGCCUCAAUUAUAAACUGAUCUUUUUCAUGUAUAAAGGUAUAACAUGCCCUUUCUUACCAGGUAUCUGAUGAACAAGAUAUUCCUAUAAAAGCAAAGCUAUUUCAUGCCUGAGUUUGAUUUAAAUACAACUGUGUUUUGUCUUAAAUUAAUCUUACUUUGAAGUCUUACUUUGAAAAAGUCUUAGAUUGACAUUGACACAUCAUCAUAAGGUUCAAAGAAAAAAAUGGGAGUACCCAUUUUUUUUCCCAAAAAGAACAAAAUAUGUGUUUGAAAUUGAAGAUGAACAAUCCAGGUUUGUGAUUGGACUGCAUCAGCUCUACAACCUGUGAAAGAUUUAAUCAAAGCUUGGAAAAUGAUUGCUUCCUUCUGAGAAAUGAAGAUUCCUGGUGGAAUUUUACCAAAAAUAUCUCAAAGCAUGAAUGCCUCACUUUACUUGCUCUUGGAAACCUGUAAAUACAUCAGCAAAAUAAGAAAUAGACUAGUUCUGGAAAGCUAACGACUCAUUUCCAAAGUUUAGUCAAUUAUGUUAAGUGCAUGAAAUGGCCUGCAUGUUGUAGAAGAUAAUAACUUCAUCGACAGAAUGUAAUUUUGGAACAAUAUAGGUUUCUUUGAAAAAGAUUUGAUGUUUUUUCAUCUUCUAAUGUGGAUACACUAUAUUGUGCAAUGUAUUGGUUUUGUUGAAGUGUUCAUGUGACAGUGAUUCUCAAGAAUAACAGUGACAAGCCUGGCCAUGAGAAGACUAGACUGCUGUGGUGAUAUGUGGAAGAAGAUGUUUGAAAAUGGAAUGAAAACACUGAAUGAUAGCACUAAUUGAUACCACACCUGGACUGAGCAUGCAUACGUCUUAAUUGUUCUGUGGAACAAUAAACCAGUGACUUAAACUAGUUUUCUAUAAUGGCAAUAAUGAUGAUGAUGGUCGUGGUAAUCAAUGUAGAUAUAGAAUGACUAAAGUUUAUUCUUUUGUAUUUUGUUAGGACUUCGGAAAAAACACACUGAAGAAAUAUUCCUUUGGUCCCUGCCAUUAUUAGGGGAUUAGGUUAUACUUGUGUUGGAAUACUUACAUACGUUUACAUUUUUUUUAUUAGUGACUAUGACCAUUGUGCAUCAGGUUGAACUCAAGUGUGAUAAAUAUUCCAGGUUUUUGCCAUUGAUAUUGCAGAGCUAUGGUCAGUCAGUAGAGGACUGUCAUUUAUAUCCUUGUGAAGAGAGAGAUCGAGGAGCGACAUUAGAUCUAUUUCAGCACUUUCCUUUCCAUCCCUGUACUGAACUGGGAAUGAGGACUGACUUCAACUAAGUAAGCAUCAAUAUAAAGUGGUUGACUACUGUACCAUGAGGACAUUGGAAAUUAUUAAAGUAUUGCAUCCUCCUGUGUUUUGUAAAUACUGUAGAUCGCUAAUGAAAUGGUGCCAAAACACCUCCAAACAUUACUAAACAUGCCAGCUUGUCAACAAAUCAAAGGAUCUGGGUUUUGCAUUCAUGUUUAAGAUUGAAAGUCAGUUCUCCUUGAAUAGCCCAAGGAGAUUAGAUUACAAGUAAACCCAGGGCCAUUGUGAUAAGACUGCUGGUCAGUGAAAAUUAAUUCCAGGCAGAAAACACCACUAAUUUUCCACUGUUUGCACUUGAAUUAAUCUUUUUAAAAAUCCAGAUUCAGCAGUUUAUGGUCUUUUUGGUUCCUGUGCACUUGUCUAACUCUGUCAUUUACAAUAAAAGUCAAAUUAGUAUUGUAACAUGUUGGUAUUUUGGAUUUUUCACUUUCCAUUAAUGAAAUAUGUUUAUCAGCUUUGGAGAAAAAAAAACUGUAUUGAAGGAAAAUGACAAAAGAAACAGUUAUUUUUAACUCAACACUGGAGGAUAAGGAGGAUUAAAAGCACAGUUAUCCUGCACAGUUGCUUGGUCUAUUUUUGAUUGCUCAUUUCUAAAUCUUUAAUGUACUUGUGUGAAUUGGCCAACAGUGGAAUGCUGGCAACAACAUUAAGAUGAAUAACAUGUAAUGUAUAGAUUAAACUAAUACUGUGCCCUUAAGCAGAUCCUUCAGGAUAACCAUUUAAUGCUGAUUUGAUUGGUUAUUCUUCACUGGAGGUAUCCUGCUCUCUAUUACUUCAUAAAAAUCAAUUAACAACAACUUAUUUCCAUCAAAUCAGAAAUAAAUUCGAAGUAGAGAAUUUUAGGCUUUUCACCCAGUGAUGAUAAAGAAAGAGCAAUAUAUUUUCAAGGCAGUUUGAUUGUGACUCAGGGUAUUGGUGUUACCAAAUAUCCGUUGCUACUGUUUUCGCAGAUUGUAAUUGUCUAUGGUUUGAGCUAGGAAGAGAAGUUUUGACUUAUACAGCUUGUAGAUUGAUCCAUGUUGGAUUGGCAAUGGAGAGAGGGGAUAUUUUAAGUUGUGGAUGGGUUUUCAGUUCUGCAUGUUGCUUUUCCUAGUAAGUUGUAAGCUUUGGCCAAUUUCAUCCUUGUAAAUGGAGACUACUCUGCCACGUUCCAAACUGGAGUAUCUUUGAUGCUUUGAGAUGUCAGGAUCAGGUUCAUUUGUCCUGGUUUAACUAGUCUCUGACCUGCUGUUGUAUCCACAGUAUUUAAUUGAAGGUUCCUGUAGGUUAAUGGUUAAUAGUGAUUUGCAAUGUGUUGGUGUGUGAUUUAACUAUAAUAGCCAGGUCCAACAAAAGUUGUGAUCUUGUGAAAAUUGUCGUUUUUACAAUACAAAACCUCCUUGUGUAUUUGUUGAUACUUCCUCUGUUCUGGAAAUGGUAGAAAGGCUUUAGUGGUGAUGUGAAGGAGAAGCCGGUUCAUCAGCUGAUGGUGGGGACAGUGGUUAGUGUGGGUGCUGCCUGCAGUGUGUUUGGGGCCAGCCCCCAUUCCAAAGGCCUCUCCCCACUACCCAGUGAUGCCUCUGGAUGCAUCCAGAUUUUGUGUUCUCAAUGUUGUAACUGGUUCAAAUAGACAAAUGGGUUUGGGUUGGAGAAGUAAGCUAGACCAGCAUUUAUGUACUGCUUUAUUUCAACAGAUAAAAUACAGAUUAAAAAAAAAAUGUGUGAAGUUUGUUGGUAUAGACAUUGGUAAGUUUGUUGGCGAAGACAUAUCUGCAGUGUGGGCAGGGACCCCUACUUGGCUUCUGAUCUCAAGACCUUGUUUUUGUUGCCCUCCUGGUAUUUCAUGCAACGUACCCUCUAAUUGUUUUUUUCACAGCUGCACGGACCAAACAAAUAUUGCUCUGAGCAGGAAAUUUAUACACAGCCUGAAAACUGCAUGGCACCUUAAAUGAUUUUUUUUUUGUAAUGUGCAUACUAUGAAUAUUUAAAAUGAAAGUUGAAAAAUCACUUACUUUUGAUUUUAUUAAUUGAAGAGUAUAAUGAAAUACAGUAGAACAAAGAAAAUCUUUCGUAUUUUGUAAGCUUUUUCUAGUCUGUCUUUAUUACAAAUCCAUUGUCUAUAAACACUGACUAGAUUAAUUUUACAUUCAGAUGAAAGAUGCAUCUAAAUCCUCAUUAGAUUGUCCAAAUGUUCCACCUCUGGUCUGUUUCUGGGUUUACAUUGACUGAAUUCGAAGACUGAAUCCAUAUUCACAGUCAACACUAGAAGCUUGAAAUGCUCCAACGAUGUCAACAAGAAUUCUUCAAAUACUUUGUUUCAAAACACAUAGUUCAACAUAUCAGUGAAUGUCUUAAUUGAAUGAGUCUUAACUUUCUCAGAAGCGACAAAUUUGAAAUCACAGGUAUUGCUGCAAUAUUUUUGAGGCGACACUUUUGUCGUAAUUCGUAAUAGUAGCUGGGUAUUUUUUUUGUCAGUCAUACAGCAUUCUCUUUUCCGAUUUCAAAAUUAGUUGCAUUUGCAAUAACAACAGGGUCAAAAACUUGCCAUUCUCUUAACUCAUCAUCUAGAAAUCUAUUAUCCAAGGGAUUACACACAUAUUGAUUGAAUUGAACGUUAACCCCAGUAUCGACAUCAGAACUUGUAGAUGCAAGCAGAUCUUUCACUUUGACACAUUUCAUGAAGUUUUUCUAGUCUGACUUUAUUACAAAUCUUGGUAUCGCCAAGAUACUGUGAAUGUAAUUUGUUACAUUGUUGCUUUUGCACACUGUAGUACUUCAAUUGCAUUCAAACAACUUUUUUGAAGGAAUUUACAAAGAGAUGCAAGAUCUUCUAAAAAUCGCUAAGGACAGUUAGUGUUACUCAAUAUUGUGGAUUGGUCAACAUCUUCAGGCAGUGGAUGCUGACUACAUUCAUUAACUUGCUCUCUGCAAUACUGGAUCAAGACUUAUAAAAAUUAUAUUAACAUUAUAUAAAGGAAAAAUCAGUUGUGCGACAACAAAGGCCACAUGCUGGGGAGCAUUUCAGUUACUUCGUGGCCGUGCAUCCAUGCAGUUUAGAGGGAACAGUGAUUUAAUGCCUGGAACACCACUAAAAUUCUUAAAUGAGAUAAGCUUACACUGAUAUAUGAGGAUACUCAUUCUAAUGAAAGUGCUCAAAAGUGCCCUGAGUAUAACAUCAGUCAUAAUAUCAAUACUACAGUGCAUGAAGCAAAAGUUGCUUUUGGCACUUCAGAACCAUUCAAUGAGAUGUGAAUGUCGUAUUGCAAUCAUAACACAAUGUAAUAGGAUGGAUCUACAGCUAUGCUCCUGAGGGAUUUUGUUUUCUUCAUCAUGAUACCCCAGCGCAUGACACAUUUUGAAAUGCUGCAUAGUGUGCUAACAUUUUUUGGUACAUUGCAAGAGUUAUCAGAAAUCUUGUUGUAUAAAUCACUGUUGCAGAACAGUACUCUCUUAAUUAUUGUC
Mobula hypostoma (lesser devil ray) is the source of this 6313-nucleotide messenger RNA. RefSeq names its product immunoglobulin superfamily member 11 (gene igsf11). The coding region runs from base 213 to 1505 and encodes 430 amino acids. The record is from RefSeq and is a predicted model, not a curated record. NCBI's taxonomy places the organism in Eukaryota, Metazoa, Chordata, Chondrichthyes, Myliobatiformes, Myliobatidae. The transcript has 7 exons. Gene Ontology annotation, cellular component: cell-cell junction.